ACAAGAAGCGCUGCCAGGGCCGGAUGAGGAAACAUGUCGGAGACUUGUGUCUGCAGGCCGGCAUGCUGCAGGACGCUCUGGUCCACUAUCACAUGGCUGUGGAGCUCCUCAGGGCAGUCAACGACUUCCUCUGGCUCGGUGCUGCGUUAGAAGGCUUGUGUUCAGCUUCUGUCAUUUUCCAUUAUCCUGGAGGAACAGCAGGGAAGAUGGUCGGACGUAAACCAAGUAUUUCCCAGGCAGUAGAUGCAGGCAAACGCCACCGACCAGGAGCUCAGGAGGUUCUCAUUGACCCAGGAGCCCUCACAACCAACGGCAUCAGUGCAGACACUAGCUCUGAGAUUGGACGAGCCAAGAACUGCCUGAGUUCAGAGGAUAUCAUUGAGAAAUACAAAGAGGCUAUCUCCUGCUAUGGAAAGUAUAAGAACGCCGGCGUGAUCGAGCUGGAGGCCUGCGUUAAAGCUGUCAGAGUGCUGGCCAUCCAGAAAAGAGCCAGAGAGGCCUCUGAGUUCCUGCAGAAUGCUGUUUACAUCAACCUGGGGCAGGUAUGCUGGCUCACAAGGAAACCACAGCUGAUUUAGCUAAACUGAAAGAUGAUCACUGCCUCUGUUGAGUCCAGUUCACUUACAGGU
Messenger RNA from Nematolebias whitei (Rio pearlfish), 629 nucleotides. Its product is annotated as trafficking protein particle complex subunit 9. Bases 24 to 578 code for a protein of 184 amino acids. NCBI's taxonomy places the organism in Eukaryota, Metazoa, Chordata, Actinopteri, Cyprinodontiformes, Rivulidae. The transcript has 5 exons. Gene Ontology annotation, cellular component: trans-Golgi network. The record is from RefSeq and is a predicted model, not a curated record.